UUUCCUGUCACUAGAAAGUAGAUCUGGCUAUGAUUGUUUCUUAGGAACGCUCGUGCCUGGUGACACGACACACAAACGGAAAUUCACAUUUAUCUUUUUGGCUGCUGGUUGGUGACGCGCUCUUCAGUUCCCCUUCGCUUUAACGGCACAAAAAGAGCUGAAGGAUUUGAAGCUGCACGAUGGAUAUAUUGGUGAAAGAAGGCUUGCUGUUUUUGCAAGGAGUCAAAUUUGGAAAGAAGGUCUGGAAGAAGAUCUGGGUGAUGGUGUUUAAGCCCAGCCAGGUGGGCAUCGGUCGCAUUGAGAUGUAUGACAUGCGGGAAGGAGCGAGCGGGGCUGCGAAGCUUGCCAUACUGAAGAAAUCUGAGAAGCGGGUGAUCCGGCUGACAGAGUGCCUCAGCGUGACGCCGGCGCUGGGUGAAAGCUGCCCGGCAGGCUACGCUGCAUUUUACCUCAACACAGCUCAGCGCAUCUACACGCUGGCGGCACCGAUUCAGGAUGAGUGGGUACCCGCCCUCUGCUCUCUGGCAUUUCAGUGGAACGAGGGAGGUGGCGAGGCCAGGCGCUUACAAGGAGAUGCUGAUCUUAAUGGUGAUGCACCCAUGACAGAAAAUGACCUCUACUCCUCCUUGAAUCCAGGUCAGUUCCAGGUGAAGGUGAUGAGCACGGAGGCAUCCAUGCGUUGCUGCAUGUUCGGCACGUACCUGCUUUCCCCUGAAAAAGACUCCCUGUGCCUGCUGAACAUGAAGACAGGCCAUGUUGCGUUCUCCUGGCCGUAUCGCUUUCUCCGCAGAUUUGGCCUGAUCAAGGAAGGAAUAACGAUCGAGGUAGGCCGUCGUUGCCAAACAGGAGAGGGCCUCUUCAUUUUCGUCUCCAAGCAGGGUCCACAGAUCUACCGGGCUAUCGAGGAGGCCAUCAUGCAUCAAAGCGUGCAAGACCUGCUGUCCAAAGCUACUGCUCUGCCGCAAGACGAUCCGGUCAAACCGCCGGUGCAGACGCCCAGUCCGGAACCUACAAAGAUAGCCGUUUCUCGAAGACACCUUGCUCUUCCUGCACUUCCCGGAACAAAACCCCCUGUCAGAAUCCUUCAACCUGAAUGUGGUCAAGCGGUGUAUGCCAAGGUGAAGCCUCUGCCCAAACCGAGGAAUAUAUCGGCACCUCCACCUUUGCCUGUGCCUGAACUUGUGCCUGAGCCAGAGAUUGAGACAACGGCAAAAGAUAUGGACAUUAGUGACGAGGAACCUGACUAUGAGUCCUGUGACUUGUACCAGAAAUCCCAGCCAAUGCAGGACACUGACACUCAGUUGUACAGCACAGUGAAUCCUCUGCUUCGUAACAGAAGAAAACAGAACACGGACACCAACCAAGAGCCUCCUAAAAGCAGCCGUCAGUCUCCCGCAUUCGAUGACGCCGAAGUCCCGGUUAGUUUCAAACAAAUCCUAUCCAACAUUCUCUUCAAAGACAUGAGCAGGGUUUCACCGACUCCUCCAACCAAAUACGAAGAGAGCGAAGAUCUCUUGGCUGAACCGGAUUACUACGAGAUCAAGAAAUGAUCAAACCGCUAUUCAAAACAACCCAAAGCUCAUGUGUUCGAAAGGUUUGACGCAACAUGGAUCUGAUUUCCCAGCUGUUGUAAAGCUUUUGUGCAUAAAUGCUUUUUCUGUCAGGUCUCAAUUCAAUUUCUCUGGUACCAUGUGUACGAUGGAGCUUAAAAUAAUGCAGUUUGAUGACUGGUACAACACUAUCGCGAAAAGAAUCGUCCCGAUAACGUCUCUGACUACCGAACAGUAUGGCACAGAUGUGUUCUCUCGUUUCGGGAGUGUCAUGACUGAAGGUCAAAGUUUCAUUCUCUGUUCAGUGUUCGAUUAAAUGAAAACGUUAUGUCACUUUUUACUCCAACAUCUUAAAGCUACAUUUGCAAGGACUUUCUGGUGUCUGUCAAAAAAUGCAUUCUUCUGUGUUUAGUGCUGAUGAUCAGUUUCUAAAAACCAACACGAACGAUGAGCAGUCACAAAGACCGUCUUCUAUUGACAAGCAUCAGCGAACGAUACGUCAAAAAGUGUGACACGGCAUCGCGUUUCUGCGUCAAACUGCGUUUGUUCACCAGCACCUCGUUCUCAUUGAACUGAAUGGUUUGUGGGUGCGACAGAAUGUAUUUAUUGCACUGUAGCUGAUAAAAUAUCUUUUGAGGGUUACGUUAUGAAAGUAUUGGCACCCCAGCUGUGCUUGGGUCACUUGCUGCUGAUGCUGUUGCUUUUGUGCUGAAUAGUUCACCCUGUUAUAAGACAACCGACUAAGCCAAGAACAUUUUAAUGUUCGUUCAGUUAUAUGUCUAUUUUUAAAAUAUCCUAUCAACUAAAAUCAACAUUUUGAGGGCGUACCGUUCUAACUGUACUCAUUUGUAGUUAUCAAAAUGUUGACAAAUUGACUUUGUCCAACGGGCACUUGAAUAACAUACAGAUGGCUCUGGAUUCGGUUCUCAGAAUUGGCCCCAACCCUGAGCUCACGAUUAGAUCCAGAACCUUCCUUUGCACAAUACAUCGAGUGACUGCAAUAAAAUUGAAAGUACAUCAGGAAUACUGUUCUUGAAGGUGAUGCGUGUGGUACGCAUCAAGUAACAACGUGUAAUAUAAAACAUAAUAUCUGUAUUAAUAUUUUAUCCUCACAGAAUGUGAAUGUUAACAGUGUACAUAUGCAAACAAUAAAUGCUUUUUUUUUUUUUUGCCUGGUAAAUUAAGGUUUUUAUUCAACAAUGUCAGUCGGUAAAAAAAUUAUAUGACAUAUCAACAGCAGUUGGUUCAUUGGCAGUGGAUUUAUGUUCUGCAUGGAUGUAAAUCACAAUGCUCAAGUAAUAAAGUG
Messenger RNA from Neoarius graeffei (lesser salmon catfish), 2856 nucleotides. It is a transcript of the gene dok3, whose product is annotated as docking protein 3. Gene Ontology annotation, biological process: positive regulation of MAPK cascade; cell surface receptor protein tyrosine kinase signaling pathway. The transcript is spliced from 5 exons. The record is from RefSeq and is a predicted model, not a curated record. The coding region runs from base 180 to 1550 and encodes 456 amino acids. NCBI's taxonomy places the organism in Eukaryota, Metazoa, Chordata, Actinopteri, Siluriformes, Ariidae. Gene Ontology annotation, cellular component: cytoplasm.